ACGGUCUUAUAUUAAUAUAAUAAGCUGUCGCCAAGGUGUGCAGGUCCCAUCCCCCGCCUCCGAAUGGAACAAUAGGGUGACAUCUGUUCGCUCAUCGCCGCCCUCUCUCCGGGGACAGUCGUUGUGGAGAAGAGACGACCCGGCCAUCCUGUCAGUACUCGGAGGAGAAGUCGGGAGCCUGCACCGUCCUCAGGACACAGAAUGUCAAGCAAUUUGGCCAAAAUCGUUGAAGCCCGAAAAGACGUGGAGCAGCUAAAGAUGGAGGUGAACAUAGACCGGAUGAAGGUGUCGGUGGUGGUGUCGGACAUCCUCUCCUUCUGUCAGUCUCACUCAGUCUCGGAUCCGCUGGUUUCUCCAGUUCCGUCUGCUGAGAAUCCUUUCCGUGACAAGAGAUUGGUGUGCGCCGUGCUGUGAUUGGUGUGCGCCGUGCUGUGAGGGAUCGGUGCUCAUUAUUACAUCCUGAACUCAAUAAAGUUGUAGUUAUCUCCCCCUA
Hyla sarda is the source of this 493-nucleotide messenger RNA. It is a transcript of the gene GNG8, whose product is annotated as G protein subunit gamma 8. Gene Ontology annotation, cellular component: heterotrimeric G-protein complex. Gene Ontology annotation, biological process: G protein-coupled receptor signaling pathway. The record is from RefSeq and is a predicted model, not a curated record. The coding region runs from base 202 to 414 and encodes 70 amino acids. The transcript has 3 exons. Lineage: Eukaryota; Metazoa; Chordata; Amphibia; Anura; Hylidae. Gene Ontology annotation, molecular function: G-protein beta-subunit binding.